Sinocyclocheilus rhinocerous is the source of this 1354-nucleotide messenger RNA. RefSeq names its product mitochondrial 2-oxoglutarate/malate carrier protein. NCBI's taxonomy places the organism in Eukaryota, Metazoa, Chordata, Actinopteri, Cypriniformes, Cyprinidae. The transcript is spliced from 7 exons. Bases 37 to 885 code for a protein of 282 amino acids. The record is from RefSeq and is a predicted model, not a curated record.
UGAUUAAGCUAAUGCACAUUCGUCCUGACUUCCAGGAUGGGUGCCACGGUGUUUGUGCAGCCGCUGGAUCUGGUGAAGAACCGAAUGCAGCUGAGCGGUCAGGGCUCCAAGGCUCGCGAGUACAAGACCAGCUUCCACGCCGUGGCCAGCAUCCUUCGCAACGAGGGCAUCGGCGGGAUCUACACCGGACUUUCUGCGGGUCUGUUGAGACAGGCUACCUACACCACGACCCGUUUGGGCAUCUACACUGUCCUGUUUGAGCGCAUGUCCAAAGCUGAUGGCACACCUCCCAACUUCUUCAUGAAGGCUCUCAUCGGGAUGACCGCCGGGGCCACAGGGGCCUUCAUUGGGACUCCGGCCGAGGUGGCGCUUAUUCGAAUGACGGCUGAUGGAAGGUUGCCUCCAGAUCAAAGGAGGGGCUACACAAAUGUCUUCAAUGCCCUCAUCAGAAUCACUAGAGAGGAGGGAGUCACCACACUCUGGAGGGGUUACAUACCCACCAUGGCCAGAGCAGUCGUUGUGAACGCAGCCCAACUUGCUUCAUAUUCCCAGUCCAAACAAGCACUGUUGGACUCUGGAUAUUUCAGAGAUGAUAUCUUGUGUCACUUCUGUGCCAGUAUGAUCAGUGGACUGGUCACCACUGCUGCCUCCAUGCCAGUAGACAUCGUUAAGACCAGAAUCCAGAACAUGAGAAUGAUUGAUGGGAAGCCGGAGUACAGGAAUGGUUUGGAUGUGUUGGUGAAGGUCAUAAGGAAGGAAGGCUUCUUCAGUCUGUGGAAGGGUUUUACUCCGUAUUACGCUCGUCUCGGGCCACACACAGUUCUCACCUUCAUCUUCCUGGAGCAGAUGAACAAAUUCUACAAGAUCUAUUUCCUCGACUCCUAGAUUGUGACCCUUUGCUGUGUUUGUAACUCAAGACAAUGUGGACUCUUAUGUUGCACAGACUGAUUAGCUAAACUGUAAAUUGUAUUGAAUGAAGGGAUUCACAACGCUCAUGUCCCUUGUAGUUUUGAAUGAUAUUUAUGUAAUUCUACUCUCAUUUUGGGGAUGUUUGCUAACGUUGAGCACACUUAACUGGAAACUGUGUUGUAAGGAAGAUAAUGUGGUGUGUGUGAAGGCCAACACUACACCAGACGGCUUGUUGUGAUGUAUUAAAUGAUGUAACGAGGUAUUUGAGCAGUCAUUUUCUGGUCUGAGGAGCUAUGAAAGUAACUAGACACAACUUGAUAUUUCCUUCCUAGUAUAUCUAAGGUGUAGUAUCUUAGAUUUUUUAAUGAAGAGCAGUAUCCAACAAAGAGCCCAGCUUUUUAUAUAAAAAGAAAUCCCGCGGUUGUGGCUUUCUUGAAGUAAAGAA